Messenger RNA from Lacerta agilis (Sand lizard), 3605 nucleotides. RefSeq names its product myeloperoxidase-like. The record is from RefSeq and is a predicted model, not a curated record. Gene Ontology annotation, biological process: response to oxidative stress. Lineage: Eukaryota; Metazoa; Chordata; Lepidosauria; Squamata; Lacertidae. The transcript is spliced from 14 exons. Bases 1 to 2952 code for a protein of 983 amino acids. Gene Ontology annotation, molecular function: peroxidase activity; heme binding.
AUGAGGGGGAAGAAGCGCAUUAGGCAGCAUUCCAGUGAGGCCGUGGACACUGCCAAGAAACAGAUAAAAAUCAGUGAUUUUUUGUCUAACAAUGACCUGGCAGAGAUCUGUAGCAACUUUCCUACUGCAAACAGUUUUGCUGCUCUAGCCUCUAGUGCUACUCACGAGGAGUCCGGCUGCAUGGCGGGCAAGACACAGUCAGCCCCGAGUUCAAGAGUGGAGGCAUACUCCUCUGAGCCAAUUCAAACAACUUCACCUGAAAUACCACAACCAUCCGCCCAGUUUACUGCCGACCGAGGGAUGAUGGAACUGUUAACCUGCCAGUCCGGACUGAUAACGCAUACAAUUACCAACCUGUACAAAAGGCUGGAUGGUAUUGAAAAGAAGCUUGAAGAAGUGCUUAGUCUGGCCAAACGCCCCUCCCCGCUUCUCCAGUUUGAUAAGGCUUCUAACCCUGCUCCCCUUCGUUCAAGUUUGCAGGCCGACUCCGUUCAGCAAGAAUGGUACCUGGACGAACAACCUCAAAAUUUGAAUUUACAACUCCAGCCUUCAAAUGCCGAACACCCUGACACCUGCAACAGUGAUAUUGAGGACCCUCUCGGCCAUAUCAACUUGUUGGCCCUCCAAUCCAAGCAACCACAGCUUUUCAGUGCCCAGCAACCCAAGGCCAGUUGGAAUCCUUACACGGGGCAGAGUGAGGAAGACCCCCUGAUUAUCUUAGCAAAGGACUCCAGGGUCCACCGACCAACAAUCGAUGCCCCAGAGGUAGUGGAAGAAAUACAUCUGGAACCAUCCGGGGCUUCAGAGAUGAAGCGAGCCCUUACUCUCCUGAGCCUCUUAGUGGCCAUUGGAUUCCUGCCAGCAUCCGAAUCUUUCUCAGAAGCACUGGCCUCUGAGAAAUUGACUGGUCCUGACAUUUUAUUCAGCAUCAACACAGCCAAGCGGUUGGUGGAUCAAGCAUACAAGUUGUACCGGGAGAGAGCGAAGGAGAACUUGAGAAAGCCCCACCUCACCCCCUCUGAUUUCCUGAGAAAUUUAAAGGAACCGGUGGCGGGGACCAGGACUGCAAUCCGGGCGGCAAGUUACAUGGAAACGGCGUUGGAUCUCCUGAGGAAGAAACUGCAGAAGGUCUGGCACCGUCAGUUCAACAUCACAGAUGUGCUAAGCAUCAAGCAGAAAGAUAUGAUCACCAGAGCCACUGGCUGUGACUAUAUGAUCCGCCCAGUCCGGUGCCCACGAAACAGCCCUUAUCGGACCAUCACAGGAGAAUGCAACAAUUGGAAGCACCCUCAUUUUGGUAUGUCUAACCAUGGCUAUGCCCGCUGGCUCCCAGCAGAGUAUGAGGAUGCUGUGUCUCUUCCCAAGGGUCUCAUCCAGGGCCAGCUUUAUAAUGGACACCCUCUCCCACUGGUGCGGCAGGUAUCCAACAAGAUCAUCGCCACCUCCAACGAGAAGAUCACGGACGACCAGGAGCGCUCGCUGGCGUUCAUGCACUGGGGCCAGUGGGUCGACCAUGACAUGGACUUUGCCCCCAUGACUGAAACCAGCAUCCAAAACCAGGAUGUCCACUGCGACACCAGCUGCAACUAUGCGCCCCCCUGCUUCCCGAUUAAGAUUCCACCUGGAGACCCGCGGAUUACAAAGCCAGGCGUCUGCAUGCCUUUCAUCCGGACCACCUCUGUUUGCAACCCCACAACGUUCAUCCGCGAACAGCUCAAUGCUAUCACGUCCUUUCUGGAUGCCAGCAUGGUGUAUGGGAGUGAGGAGCCUUUGGCAAGAAGCCUCCGGAACCAAAGCAACUCUCUGGGUUUAAUGGCGCUCAACCAGAACUUUACAGACGCUGGUCUGGGCCUCCUUCCUUUCGAGAGCAAUUCAAACAGCCUCUGCCUCUACACAAACAGAACUGCCAACAUCCCAUGUUUCAACGCAGGGGAUAAACGUGUCACUGAAAAUCUGGGGCUGUCAGCUCUCCACACCCUCUUUGUCCGGGAGCAUAACCGACUGGCCAGGGAGCUGAAGGCGCUGAACCCCCACUGGGAUGGGGAAAAGAUCUAUCAGGAAGCUCGGAAGAUUAUUGGGGCAGUGAAUCAGGUGAUCACCUUCAGAGACUACCUGCCCCUUGUCUUGGGCAAUGAGAUGAACAAGCAGUUGCCUUUGUACAGAGGCUACAAUGACUCUGAGGACCCCACUGUGUCAAACGUGUUCUCCCUGGCCUUCCGGUUUGGACACGGUUCUGUUCCCCCGUUUGUGCCACGCCUGGACCAGAACUUCAAGCCCCUUGUCCCAUAUUCCAAUGUCCUUCUUCAUCUCACCUUCUCUGCUUCAUGGAGAAUCAUAAUGGAAGGUGGCAUUGAUCCUCUUCUCCGCGGUCUCCUGGCCGACCCUUCCAAGCUGAUGAAGCAGAACCAGAUGAUGGUGGAGGAGCUCCAGGAGCGACUCUUUGAGCAGAUUGAGCUCAUCGGCCUUGAUCUCGCAUCCCUGAACCUCCAGCGGGGGAGAGACCAUGGCCUGCCAGGGUACAAUGCCUGGAGGCGGUUCUGCGGCCUCUCUGAGCCCCGCGACGAGGCUGAGCUCGCUGCUGUGAUGGGCAAUCCCCAGCUGGCAAAGAAGUUUAUCGACCUUUACGGGACACCAGAGAACAUUGACAUCUGGAUCGGGGCCAUGGCUGAACCCUUCGUGCCCUAUGGGAGGGUCGGGCCCCUCCUGGCGUGCCUCAUUGGGACCCAGUUCCGGAAAACCCGGGAUGGAGACAGAUUCUGGUGGGAGAACCCUGGGGUGUUCACCCCCCGGCAGCGGCGGGUUCUGAGCGGCGCCUCGCUCUCCCGCAUCAUUUGUGACAACACCCACAUCCAGGAGGUGCCCCACGAUGUUUUCAAGAUGAACCACUACCCGAGCGGUUUCGUGAACUGCCGCAAAAUUGGAGGACUGGAUUUGUCUGCUUGGAAAGAAUAGACGGGCAGCAACCGAGAAAGUUUUGGGGGGAUAGGUUGAGACAUUGCAAACCUGCCAGAAUGCCAGAAAGUAAAUGUGUGCUGGGACUCAACCCUGCAGCUUUCACAACCACUCCAGAAUGCAUAGUGACCACCUUCGUGUCACGGAGUGAUGAAAACUGACCCGUCUCCUGAGCGAGACUCCCAAUUGGGUUGGAGUUCAGAUUCUCUUGUUUUGGGAUUUAAAACCAGCAUGCCCUUGUAGAUAGUGAAUGAUAGCAUUGUUCAGUUGGCAGGGACCCCAAGGCUCAUCCAAUCCAACCCCUUGCAAUGUCGGACUGACAGCUUGAAGCACCCCUGGCAGAUGGCCAUCCAACCUGUUUAAAAAGCUGCAGUGAAGGACCUUUGAAGUCCACUGCCACAAACUCUCAAAAUGCCUCUUUGCCAUCCCUGGGCUAAAAACCUGGGAUUAAUCUCUGCCAUUCAUAUUUCCUGACAUUCUGGGAAGGUGGUUUGGGCUCUGGGAUGAGGGAAGGUCAGUUUGAGGUGGCUAUUUGGGGUAGAUUGGGGCUAAAUCCAGCAACGACCAUCCAAGGAUUUGUGACACUCACAUUUGCCCUUGGGAUGUGAAAACUGCACAACCAGCCAGAUAUUUUAAUUAUUUUUUUCUGAUGG